Molecule: messenger RNA, 1791 nt
Organism: Erinaceus europaeus (western European hedgehog)
Lineage: Eukaryota; Metazoa; Chordata; Mammalia; Eulipotyphla; Erinaceidae
Gene: EFNA3
Product: ephrin A3
Exons: 5
Coding region: 103-825 (240 amino acids)
Biological process (GO): axon guidance; ephrin receptor signaling pathway
Cellular component (GO): plasma membrane
Molecular function (GO): ephrin receptor binding
Source: RefSeq, a predicted model, not a curated record
UGGCCUAGGGCGGGGGGCCGGCGGCGGCGGCGGGGAGCCGGGGAACUCGGAGCCGGCAGCGCGGGGCUCAGUCGGGGGGCGGCGGCGGCGGCGGCUCCGGGGAUGGCGGCGGCUCCGCUGCUGCUGCUGCUGCUGCUCGUGCCCGUGCCGCUGCUGCCGCUGCUGGCCCAGGGGCCUGGGGGGGCUCUGGGGAACCGGCAUGCGGUGUACUGGAACAGCUCCAACCAACACCUGCGGCGCGAGGGCUACACAGUGCAGGUGAACGUGAACGACUACUUGGACAUCUACUGCCCUCACUACAACAGCUCGUCAGCGGUGCCGGGCGCAGGCCCUGGCCCAGGCCCAGGCGGCGGGGCAGAGCAAUACGUGUUGUACAUGGUGAGCCGCGCUGGCUACCGAACCUGCAAUGCCAGCCAGGGCUUCAAGCGCUGGGAGUGCAAUCGGCCACAUGCCCCACACAACCCCAUCAAGUUCUCGGAGAAGUUCCAGCGCUACAGCGCUUUCUCGCUGGGCUACGAGUUCCACGCUGGCCACGAGUACUACUACAUUUCCACGCCCACCCACAACCUGCACUGGAAGUGUCUGAGGAUGAAGGUCUUCGUUUGCUGUGCCUCCACAGAGCACUCCGGGGAGAAGCCGGUCCCCACUCUCCCCCAGUUCACCAUGGGCCCUAAUGUGAAGAUCAACGUGCUGGAAGACUUUGAGGACGCCAACCCCCAGGUGCCUAAGCUGGAGAAGAGCAUCAGUGGGACCAGCCCCAAGCGGGAGCACCUGCCACUGGCCGUGGGCAUCGCCUUCUUUCUGAUGACGUUACUGGCUUCCUAGCUCUGCCCUUCAGCCGGAGACAUGGGGUUGGGCAUGGCCUGGGAGCCCUCCUCCAGUGCCCAGGGAUGGCAUGGGCAGUAGACACCUGUGCCUGCCUGUUCGUCCCCUGCCACAGGCAGGGCACAGCAGUGGCCCGGGCAUAGCCACCCACCCCAAGUGACCCUGGUCCUGUUUGGUAUCAAACUCGGGGGUGCUCAGGCAGUGCCUAGGACUUCCUGCCCCCCAAUACCUUUCUCUGGCCCCUGGUGCCCUCCCACCUUGUCCCCUCUCCAGGAGACAAGUAUACCUGAGAGAGAGAGAGAGAGAGAACAAGCAGGAGCCCCUCCCAGUGUGGCGGCCCCCACAUCACUCUCCUCCAGGGGCAGAGCACAGGGAGGGGACUAGAGGGGUGAGGGGCUACCCUCUCCCCAGUUUACAGCAAUAAGCUUGUCCUCCUCCCCCCUGCGCCCCUCAGCCCACUCCUAGGACUGUGUGGUUUGGAUGGAGUCCAAGUUUACAAGCAGAUCCCCCCAAGGGUGGGCAGUGGGCAAGGGUGACAAGAGUGGGUAUCAGGCGCCAGGCUGGCAUGUACAGACUCUAUAUCUCUAUAUAUAAUGUACAGACGGACAGAGUCCCUUCUUCCCCAACUCUUCACCUUCCUUGAUGUCCCCUUCUAGCUACAGACCCUUCCCCCCCAGGCUGGGGCCCCCCAGGGGUGGACCCUGCUGGCCCCUCUUUUGUCUUCUGUGAAGACAGGACCUAUGCAACGCACAGACACUUUUAAAGACCGGGAGACAACAACACACCCUCCCCAGCCUGAGCUGGGACACCCCCCCCCACACUCCUAGGCUCUGCCCUGCCUACUGUCCCCCUUCCUCUGUGGUUCCCCGCCACCCACCCCCUGGGCCUUUUUCAAGUGCUUUGGCUGUGACUUUCAUACUCUGCUCUUAGUCUAAAAAAAAUAAAAUAAACUGGAGAGAAAAAUAA